Molecule: messenger RNA, 1831 nt
Organism: Rhopalosiphum maidis (corn leaf aphid)
Lineage: Eukaryota; Metazoa; Arthropoda; Insecta; Hemiptera; Aphididae
Product: guanine nucleotide exchange factor for Rab-3A-like
Exons: 8
Coding region: 351-1625 (424 amino acids)
Biological process (GO): exocytosis
Cellular component (GO): Golgi to plasma membrane transport vesicle
Molecular function (GO): guanyl-nucleotide exchange factor activity
Source: RefSeq, a predicted model, not a curated record
CAAGCCGCAGUGUCUGUAGUUCGCUUGAGCUGCGUGUCGUCCGUGUUAUUGUUUCCGAGUAUUAUCACCGUCGUCGUAUUUAAUUUUUGUUAUAAUAUAUAAAUUAAUAAUAGUUAUUAUUAUAUUGCACUAUUAUUUGGAUCGCAAUAACACUUAACAGUGUCCGCUCAGUCGCGUGCCACAUAAUAUAUCCGUCCUUUACGAUCCGGCGAUUGUACACUUUAAAUAUUGAGUAUUAAUAAUAAUAUUAUAUUAGAAUCGAGUCCGCAAAGUAUCUUUUACCUUCACGUACAUGCACGAUGGCACCGAACCAGAUCCGUUUAUACAAAAUAAUCAAUUAACGUUUUGUAAUGAACACAUUAUCGGAGUCUGAUGUCAUUGACAAAUCUCUCAAUGUUCCUGAAAUUACCCAAAUGGCUAAUGAUAAUGAGUUGAUAUUAUCGCCAAAAAAACAUCUGGUCUGCUUUGCUACUGUCAAAGGGGAUUGUUUAGUAACAAAAAACGGUGCAUCCUAUGCUGGUAUUAAGGAGUGCCUGCUCAGUGAACGAAUGGUCGAUAAAGACGAACCAAUUGAAACUCAAAUCAUAGAUUCUGCAGUUCCUGACCCUGAUACUGAUAGUGGAAUGGAAUCUUCAGCAUCUAGCUGGGAUAGAUCAGUUAAUGAAGUAAAAGAACAUGCAUUUGCUAGGCUUGAAGAAGAAUUAAAAAAAGCCAAUGAAACAUUAAAACUUAGGGAUGAAGAAGUAUCGCGUUUAAGUAGAAUACGUGCUGAUGUUGAAUCAGAAUUAGAAGAAUUGACUGCUAGUCUAUUUCAAGAAGCUCAUAAUAUGGUAAAAGAAGCAAAUUUACGUCAGGCAGCUGCAACAAGAGCAUUAAAAGAAUCUUCAAUGAAAGUGGAUGUUUUAUCUGCAGAAGUGACAGCAUUAAAAACUCUUGUACUAACUUCUACACCAAGUCAUCCUAAUUUAUCAAGAGAAGACAGUAUCUCAAUGCCAGGAGGAUUAAGUGGAGUUGGAUUAUUUUAUCGUAAACAUAAGAGAUCUCCUUCACAUAAUAACUUAAAGUACGGCCGAGAAAAUUCGCCACCUGAUUCUCCAUUAAAGCAAAAGUCUAACCAAGGAGUAACAGACAUAGAAACUUUAGACAUAUCUAAUAGUGCUGAGAUUGAUCCAAACGUGCAUCGUGAAUUUGUUCUUUGGAUGAAAUCUCCUACUUUAGACAAAUCAGAUGCCUUCAUAAGUAGAAUAUACAGAGAAGAUAUCGAUCAAUGUCUGGAAUUUAAUAAUUCAACUUUGGCAAUGGAUGUUAGAAAUGCAAUAGAAUCUGGGAAUCUUUUUAUUGAAUCUAUGGACAAGUCAAAAUCUCAUUUUCCAAAAAAAUGUGCACUAAUGGAAUUGCCAUUAUUAUGUCUCUAUAGAAUGAAUUUAGGCGGAGCAGAUAGCGAAUGCUAUUGCAUAUCACAAAUUUGUCGAAAUAGAAUUACAGCUGUAUGUGAUUUCCUCAACUAUCUCAGAUACAUUCAAAGAGGCUUAGUCAAAAGUCUAGAAAACGAUAUGUACUGGGAAAUCGUAAGACUGCGAAAACAAAUGAUGUUGGCUAAGUUGGGUCUAGCUUUGACAUCGUAGUAUUGGUAAUGUAAGCAAUAAAAAAAAAAAUGUGCUGGUUAUAAAACAAAGAAAACCAAAGUAUGUAAUAUUAUUAUAGUAACAUUAUUGAAUCACGGUCAAAGGUACUAACAAUACAAAUGUAACGUGUAAUUUUUGUGAUCAUAUCUUGUGAUUUUUUUUAGAUUUUAUUGGAUAGAAAAUAUAUAUAUAUAUAUUAAGUAUAA